Hibiscus syriacus is the source of this 1785-nucleotide messenger RNA. RefSeq lists its product as uncharacterized. The record is from RefSeq and is a predicted model, not a curated record. Bases 1 to 1785 code for a protein of 594 amino acids. NCBI's taxonomy places the organism in Eukaryota, Viridiplantae, Streptophyta, Magnoliopsida, Malvales, Malvaceae. Gene Ontology annotation, cellular component: nucleus. Gene Ontology annotation, biological process: rRNA processing. The transcript is spliced from 11 exons.
AUGCUAGACUACCUAAUGAACGACCAAAUUCCUGAUGAAACCGACCCUUCACCUCAACACUGUGAUUUGCAGCGAGUUGUCAAUGCCAUUAGGACCCUCGGGUUGCUUUCUGAAUCGAAGAUCUCCGAGGAUUGGGCUGUUGCCUUCGAUUCGUGGCUCGAUCGGGUGCUUUCACUUGAGUCUAGUCCCAGGGAAUCAUUGUUCGAUUCUGUCACAGUCGCGAAAUCGUUGGACCGGAAUAUGUUUACUAGGGGUGACUUGUCGAGAAUGCAGCUCCGAUCGGCUGCUCGCAUGAUAUCCAGUCUGGUUCGGAAAACUCGUCGAGAAUAUCCAGGCAUGAGCUCUCCUAUAGGCAGCAUAUUUUACUUAUUGGGUAAAUAUUCAGAAAUCAAGAAGGAUGUAACGGUGCACGCCGGGAAGCUCGUUCAACCGGUUUUGGACCAUCUGUUAGACAAUGAAUUCUCAGAGGUGGUAAUGGAAGGAGCACUUGCAGUGCUAUGUAUCGUAAUUGACUUCUUACCUGCAUCAUUUCUUCCUCAUUACGAAAAGGCUGAAGCUGUCAUUGUUUCGAAAAUCGUCUCAGGCCAGUGCAGUUCCAAUAUGAUGAAGUUGAAAUUCACCUCAAUGAUGUCUUUCAAUGCCUGGAACAAGGUAAUCAUUUCUGCUUUGAAAGCGUUCGACGUGUUUGCAGACGAUAAACGUAACGAAAUCAUGUCGAUUCGUCAUUUUUUAGCGCCAGAAAGAGCAGCAUAUCUAGAAGCAAGAAAAGUCCAAGCAUAUGCUGCCAUGCAUAAUCCCCACACUGAUGCUUUGCUGCAGCACAAUGCUAACGAAUUCUUAUUCAGUUCAGGUGACUCUUCCGGUUCAUCGAUUAUUAACUCUUGUAAAGAGAGUGCUAAUGGUGAAUGGCUCUUUUCUCGAACUUCAUCGAAGUCCAUGGAAAUCAUGCAGGAAGGAUAUGGUUUCAUUGAGCUCCCUGCUUUGCAACCAUGUGGUUUAGAUCUCCUAUCUGCAAUCAUCAAAAGAACAUCCAGCCAACUAUUGCCCCAUGCUGGAUAUAUCAUUAGGCUACUUAAAGAUUGUUUGAAACAAUGUGCAUUGACAAUGCUAAGAACAAAACUCUACUUCAUCAUAAGGACUUUGCUUAUAUCUAUCGGUAUCGGGGCAGCCUUGCAAAUUGCAGAAGAACUCACCAUUAGUGCAGUAUUCGAUUUAGAUUCCUCUUGGUAUCUAAAUAGGCAAAAAUCUGCGACGGUUGAAGCACCGAUGCAGCCUGCUGACAGGAAAAGGAAGCACGCUGCAAUCAAUUCUCGCAGGAGAGGUGGCGUGUUAAGGUCGGAUUUACAACCGAGUGUCGAUGAUCUGCUGAUGAAUGUUGCGGAAAUCACUUAUGAUGGGAAAUGGAGAAAUGAUGAAGGAGUGAAGCAAACAAGAAGCAGGAACAAAGAUUGCAGAUUCUGUGGCGUUGCACUUUUGGCAUUAGAAAAGAUCAUGAAUCCGAGGAAUGUUUCGAAUGGCGACAUUCCGAAAGAGGGAAUCAAGCUUAAUGAAAGCCAAAUUCCCAAGUCAUUUCCUGCAGAUCAAGAUGAAAGUCUACUUAGUUAUCUCCGUCAUGGUUACAAUGAAAGUGAAGCUACUUUAAGCAACCCUGAAGAUCGGAAACAAGAGGCGUUCCUCGUUGACAUCGAGAUCAAACGAAACUCGGAUGAAACCGUGAACGAGGAGCAAUUACAGGGUCCAUUAUCAGUGGCAGAAGUGAAGCCUUUCAGGAGGAAACACGAAUAG